GGAAGGUGAACCAGAACUUUUGGAAGUAGUGCCGGCGGCUCUCCACCCCCCAGGCCUGCUUGAAGCCAUUCAGGAAACCUUUGCUGAGAGCCUCCAUCAGAGCUCUGCCUGUAAACUCUGCUGGAAGCAGAUUUCAAGCUGGUUACUUCUUGGACUUGUUGGAUUGUUGGAGGCUAAUAAAUUAAUCUGUGUGGGCCUGCAUUUCUAAGAAAAAUCUAGGUUGGAAUUUGCCCUUGACAAAUAACAAAAUGAUGAGUGACGCAAGUGACAUGUUGGCCGCAGCAUUGGAGCAGAUGGAUGGGAUUAUAGCAGGUUCUAAGGCCCUGGAAUAUUCCAAUGGGAUUUUUGAUUGCCAGUCUCCCACUUCCCCGUUCAUGGGAAGCCUGCGAGCUCUGCACCUUGUGGAAGACCUGCGUGGAUUGUUGGAGAUGAUGGACACAGAUGAGAAGGAAGGUUUGAGAUGCCAGAUCCCAGAUUCAACAGCAGAAACACUCGUCGAAUGGCUUCAGAGUCAAAUGACAAACGGACACCUGCCCGGAAAUGGAGAGGUGUAUCAAGAAAGGCUAGCACGUUUAGAAAAUGAUAAAGAAUCUCUCGUUCUUCAGGUAAGUGUGUUAACAGACCAGGUGGAGGCUCAGGGGGAGAAGAUUCGAGAUUUGGAAUUUUGUCUUGAGGAGCACCGGGAGAAGCUGAACGCCACAGAGGAAAUGCUGCAGCAGGAGCUUCUGAGUAGGACAUCCUUAGAAACUCAGAAGUUGGAUCUGAUGGCUGAAAUAUCUAACUUGAAGCUUAAACUGACCGCUGUGGAGAAGGAUAGAUUGGAUUAUGAAGAUAGGUUCAGAGACACGGAGGGGCUAAUGCAAGAGAUCAAUGAUUUGAGGUUAAGAGUCAGUGAAAUGGACAAUGAAAGACUUCAGUAUGAAAAAAAGCUGAAAUCAACCAAGGACGAACUGGCAUCUUUAAAAGAACAGCUGGAAGAGAAGGAAUCUGAAGUAAAAAGGCUACAGGAAAAAUUGGUGUGCAAGAUGAAAGGAGAAGGGGUGGAAAUUCUCGAUCGAGAUGAAAAUUUUAAAAAGAAGCUCAAAGACAAAAAUAUUGAAGUGCAAAAAAUGAAAAAGGCUGUGGAAUCUUUGAUGGCAGCAAAUGAAGAAAAGGAUCGGAAAAUAGAAGAUCUUCGACAGUGCCUGAAUAGGUACAAGAAAAUGCAAGAUACAGUGAUACUGACCCAAGGUAAAAAAGACCAAGAUGGCGACUUUGACGGUCUGCUCACUUCUGGUUCCAUCUCCACUUUGCUGGAUGCACAGGGUUUUAGUGACCUGGAGAAAAGUCUAUCAUCUACACCAGUCAUGGGAUCUCCCAGUCGUGACCCAUUUAACACAAGUGUUCCAGAAGAGUUCCACACCAGCAUCUUGCAAGUUUCAAUCCCUUCAUUACUGCCAACAUCUAAGGGCUUGGAAACGUCUGAAAGAGCAAAAUUGCCUCCUCAACCAGAGACUUCAUUCGAAGAAAGUGAUGGAAAAAUAAUCCUUGGUGCUUCUGUUGAAACCCAGCCGUGCGAUAGUCUUUCAACUUCAAGUCUGCAAAAGUCCAGCAGCCUGGGCAAUCUGAAGAAAGAGUCAUCAGAUGGGGAAAAGGAGUCUGUUCAGAAGCCUCCAGAGGAUAAGGCUCCGGUAGAAAGCAGCCCGUUCAGGAGCCUCCCUCCGAAAGCUCCAGGGCAUGACGCAUCUGUGGAAGACAACCCCUUUGGCACUCGGAAAGCCAGAUCGUCCUUUGGGCGUGGCUUUUUUAAAAUAAAAAGUAACAAGAGGACAGCAAGUGCACCAAACUUGGAUCGUAAACGAAGUGCCAGUGCACCCACCCUAGCUGAAACAGAGAAGGAGACAGCUGAGCACCUAGAUCUGGCUGGUGUAUCUUCCCAGCCGAAAGAUUCGCAGGGAGGCAGUCCCUUCCAGAUAUCUCCACCAUCGCCGGAUUCCAAAAAGAAAUCCAGAGGUAUCAUGAAACUCUUUGGAAAACUUAGGAGAAGUCAGUCAACUACAUUCAACCCAGACGACAUGUCUGAGCCUGAAUUUAAAAGAGGAGGGACAAGGGCAACUGCAGGGCCACGACUGGGUUGGUCUCGAGAUUUGGGACAAUCUAACAGCGACUUGGAUAUGCCAUUUGCCAAAUGGACCAAGGAGCAGGUUUGCAAUUGGCUUGUGGAACAGGGCUUGGGGUCCUACCUGAAUUCGGGCAAGCACUGGAUUGCAUCUGGCCAAACACUUCUGCAGGCUUCUCAGCAAGAUCUGGAGAAGGAACUUGGGAUUAAGCAUUCACUUCAUCGAAAGAAGCUCCAGCUGGCACUGCAAGCCCUGGGGUCUGAAGAAGAAACCAACCAUGGAAAGCUGGAUUUCAACUGGGUCACUAGGUGGUUGGAUGACAUUGGUCUCCCCCAGUACAAGACCCAGUUUGACGAAGGUCGGGUAGAUGGUCGAAUGCUCCAUUACAUGACUGUUGAUGACUUACUGUCUUUGAAGGUCGUGAGUGUGCUACACCAUCUCAGUAUCAAAAGGGCUAUCCAGGUCCUGAGGAUCAAUAACUUUGAACCGAACUGUCUCCGGAGGCGGCCGUCUGACGAGAAUAGCGUCACCCCAUCCGAAGUUCAGCAGUGGACCAAUCACCGGGUGAUGGAAUGGCUGCGCUCCGUGGACUUGGCAGAAUAUGCCCCCAAUCUCAGAGGCAGUGGUGUCCAUGGUGGGCUCAUGGUUCUAGAACCUCGUUUUAAUGUAGAAACAAUGGCUCAGUUAUUGAACAUCCCACCAAGUAAGACCCUCUUGCGAAGACAUUUGGCCACUCAUUUCAACCUUCUGAUCGGGGCUGAGGCCCAGCACCAAAAGCGUGAUGCCAUGGAGUUACCAGAUUAUGUACUCCUGACAGCCACGGCCAAAGUGAAGCCAAGGAAACUUACCUUCAGCAAUUUUGGGAAUCUGAGAAAGAAGAGACAGGAAGAUGGGGAAGAAUAUGUUUGUCCAAUGGAACUGGGACAUACAUCAGGAAGUACCUCUAAGAAGGGAUUUAAACCUGGAUUGGACAUGCGCCUGUAUGACGAAGAUGAUUUGGACCGGUUGGAGCAGAUGGAGGAUUCAGAAGGUACGGUGAGACAGAUAGGGGCAUUCUCCGAAGGCAUCAACAAUCUAACACACAUGUUAAAGGAGGACGACAUGUUUCGGGAUUUUGCCGCCCGUUCCCCCAGUGCCAGCAUCACUGACGAGGACUCCAAUGUUUAAUCUGAGCACUUGGACGAGCAUGAGGAGCCCCUCGGCUUUCCUCCACCUGAUUUCUCAAACAACUCAAAGAAUCUAGAACAAGCAGCAGAUUAUAUACUAUUGAUCAUUCCACCUUCUCAGAAGUGGACGCGGAGGGCUGGGUUGGGGGGGGGCAGCGUGUGCCUAUUCCGAAGACGCCAUGAAAAAUGAGACACUGGUGAAUGAGAGUGUAGUGGUCUGUCCUCUAUUUAAUGUAAAAAAUCUGUGAUAUAUUAUAUUUAAAGUGUUGCAUUUAAUAUGAGUGUUUUACUGUAGCGUUUCACGUUCCCAUUCAACAGCACACGGGAUUUGGGGAUCAGGAAGCAGUGCGUGGAUGAUCUCAUCACGUCUGUGUGACCGCGCUGUAGCUGUCAGCACAGGACAUUACAUGCUUUCAGAAUCCGUAUGUGGAAUUUCCUCAAGUGUUCCACGCGCCUGCUAAAUGCCAGCGGCCACCUCCACUUGCCUCUUCUUGUCCUAUUUUAUAUAUUUUUCUAAAUACGUGUAUAUAUUUAGUACAUAGAAAACAGAACUUUUAUUUUGUGACAUACGGGAGACGAUGAAAAGCGAAUACAGUGCUCCAAACGGUCAUAUACACCAGCUGGUCCUCGAAAGGUUGGGAUGAUCUCUCCUUUUCCACAACUGAAUUUUAAUGAUAUUAAAAAUGAUGUUAAUAUUGAUCAUCCCAACUAAAUUAGGAUAUAUGAAAUACCCCUUCUCUGAUGACACAUCACCCAAUUAACUGUUGAAGAGUUAAAAAAAAGUUUCAGCCUUCAUCUUGGAUCCUUUAGCUUCAAAAGGAAGAACACCAGGGACAUUUGAAUACUAUUAACUCAAAUGCAUUCAGAAGGUCCCCCCCAAAUUUGUAGAAAUUUCUGAAGAAACCAGACCAAAACAAAAACCUUCACAGUAUUAAGCUGCUUAUUUUCCUUCUUGCUGAGUAUCUCAUGACAUCAAAAUACUAAGAAUCUACCUACUGUUAUUAAUUGUAUAUUUCUCAGGUUAUCAGUGGAUGGGAUUUUGUUAAGCUGAAUAUGCAUCUGAGCAUUUCGUCUCAGAGUUCAGUAAUGCUGAGGCUGCACAAUGAGUUUUAGAAUGGCUAUAUUGUGACGAGAAAAUGUAAUUCAUGUUUUUAGCACAGGGCCCAGAUGACAUUUAUUUCUAAAGGAAAUAGCUGUGGCAAAAACUUACUGUGUUUAUCAUUUUUUUUUAGGGGUAGUCAAAAAAAUAUCCUAUUUUUUAUUCACUACUACAUCACUUCCCAUGAUAGCCAACAUGGUAAAGACACGUUGUCACAAAUUGGUGUGGGGAGAGGCAGUUCAGUAUGUGCUCGUGGAUUUGCUUAUAAAUUCUAUUUGAAUAUCAGUGGUGUGAUCUUGCAAGUUCUUAGCAGGUUACCAAGCUUUUAAACAAGGGCCUGUAAUACCAAAUUACUGUUUAUUUGUGACUAAAAUGAUCUGAUGCUAAUAAUAAUCCUUUACUCUCUACUAUUCAUUGUCUGGUAACUGUAUUGGACUCUUACAUAUUAGUAUUUUUUUUAAUGUGAACAUAUGUCACCAUUUGAAAAACAAUUUCUUAUUCAAACCUGGUUUAAAAAAAAUGUGCCAGAAGACUGUUAGAUAUGCCAAAUAUUCUUUAUUCAGGGCAGUGUAACAUAACUGAUGAUACGUGAUAAAGUUAAGGUUUUUUUUGAUGAGAUAUAUUUUAUUUACAAAACAUUGUGCACUGCUGGUUUUACCAUAUGAAAAGAAAUAAAGUCAGUUGAUAAUUGUC
This is a messenger RNA of Enhydra lutris kenyoni (northern sea otter), 5057 nucleotides long. RefSeq names its product PPFIA binding protein 1 (gene PPFIBP1). NCBI's taxonomy places the organism in Eukaryota, Metazoa, Chordata, Mammalia, Carnivora, Mustelidae. The coding region runs from base 249 to 3266 and encodes 1005 amino acids. The transcript is spliced from 31 exons. Gene Ontology annotation, molecular function: protein binding. The record is from RefSeq and is a predicted model, not a curated record. Gene Ontology annotation, biological process: neuromuscular junction development. Gene Ontology annotation, cellular component: presynaptic active zone.